Messenger RNA from Malassezia vespertilionis, 375 nucleotides. RefSeq lists its product as uncharacterized. The coding region runs from base 1 to 375 and encodes 124 amino acids. Lineage: Eukaryota; Fungi; Basidiomycota; Malasseziomycetes; Malasseziales; Malasseziaceae. The record is from RefSeq and is a predicted model, not a curated record. The transcript has 2 exons.
AUGGUCGGCGUGAGGGCUUUGAGUAGCAAGCCUAUUUUUUCUCAAGAACCUAUUUUGCGCGACAGAAAAGGUCAGCCAGAGGGCGACUUUAUCCGUCCUCAAAUCGAAGGCGACCACUUGGUCGCGACGAAGGAGACGCCCAUUGCUGAGCCUAAAACCCCUCCGAGCGUAAAAGAUUACGGUGUGCAACAGGCUCCCAACUAUGCGCAGACGUGGAGUCCGAGCCAGCGACCGAAAAGCAUGGCUAUGCGUGGUCCCCGCUUUGAGCAGACGAAUAUGCCUCUCCAGCCUGCGAGUCUUUCUGCCAUGGAGCUCAUCAACAAUGAGCCGAUUCGUAUGGUGAUGGUCCACUUGGCCACCCGCGUGUAUACAUAA